UUUUAGGUUUGGUAUACAGUAUACUCAUCUCAGUCAUCUGAGUUGUUGAUAAGCCCUGAUUUAUUACUCCACCUCUUUGUGGUUCUUUUUCAUGUCUCAUCUCUUUCUUGGAGCCCUCCGGAGUUUGGAGCAAUCAUUUGGCAUGCUACAUAGCUCUAGAGAAAGCUCCGACAAUUCUUGGAUUCGGAUACUUUGUUCAUUUAGAUUGCAGAUGCGAGCCACGAGGUCACCGUCGAAGGUCGUAAGUCAAGCUCUUAUAAACAUCUUCGAGGCCUAUAUAUUGACUGGAGUGAUGCCCAUAAUUUGCAACAGUUGCUUCUUUACUCCGGUGGAUACAGCUCUGGGUGCUGUCAAAUAAUAGGUGAGUUUUCGUUUUUAAGAUUUGUUCCCUCUC
Messenger RNA from Linum tenue, 394 nucleotides. The record is from the annotation of a GenBank genome assembly. NCBI's taxonomy places the organism in Eukaryota, Viridiplantae, Streptophyta, Magnoliopsida, Malpighiales, Linaceae.